AUGGAGAACGCUAAUUUAUGGACUCGAAGAUCUAACUCUGCAAAACUCUCCUUAUCGACGUCCGGCUCUGAUAGUAAAGACGGUGCUGGAAAGUCGGAUUCAUCUCGUGGUCGCUCCGCAGGCCGCUUCGACGGCUCGCACCCUCGCUCAAACCCAUUCAACGCCAUAUCGCCUCUCUCUUCUACGGUCUCUUCCCCCUCCGUGGCCGCAUCAUCUGCCUUUGGGCUGGGCUCAGGUGCCUUCGCUUCAUUCGGAUCGACGGCGAAGUCGUCUAAGACCGCCAACUCCCCUGACGCUAUCGCCGGUAAACAACAAGGUGAUAAGCGAGAUAUACAAGCUGACCAGGAAGGCGGGGCUUGGAAACCAGUCAAGUCAAAGGCGUCUUCGUCUUCUCUUGACAAGUCCGCGUCUUCGUCCAACAAGGAUAACGGAGUAAGGGAGCUUCCGCUCAAGUCUACGUGGAUCGUCUGGUACCGUCCUCCGACACCCAAGUACUCUGAUUACGAGAAAUCCACUAUCCCUCUCGCCUCCAUAUCUUCCGUGGAGAGCUUUUGGACCGUUUAUUCACACCUUAAACGACCUUCCUUGCUACCGACUGUAUCGGACUACCAUAUAUUCAAGAAAAACAUUCGUCCUGUAUGGGAGGAUGAGGCCAAUAAAAAGGGCGGCAAGUGGAUUAUCAGACUGAAGAAGGGAGUUGCGGAUCGAUAUUGGGAAGAUCUGCUCCUGGCAAUGAUUGGGGAUCAGUUUGCUGAGGCAAGCGAUGAGGUCUGCGGCGCGGUCCUCAGUGUCAGGAGUGGGGAGGACGUUCUGAGUAUAUGGACCAAGAUCGAUGGUGGCCGCAACAUCAAGAUCAGGGAAACCAUUAAGCGGCUUCUUGCCUUCCCCCCAGAUACAAACAUUAUCUGGAAAAGCCAUGAUGACAGCAUAGCACAGAGAUCAGCUAUAGACCAAGCGCGCCUGGAUAAAUCCAGCGGCAAUUCCGGUCACCACCACCAUCAUCACCACAAUCAAGGUGCUGACCGCCGCCGCAUCGCCAACCAGGAAGAUUCCACUGGCGAAAGGGGUAAGAAUACCGCGAAUUCUUAA
Trichophyton benhamiae CBS 112371 is the source of this 1089-nucleotide messenger RNA. RefSeq lists its product as uncharacterized. The transcript has 3 exons. Lineage: Eukaryota; Fungi; Ascomycota; Eurotiomycetes; Onygenales; Arthrodermataceae. Gene Ontology annotation, cellular component: cytoplasm; eukaryotic translation initiation factor 4F complex. Gene Ontology annotation, molecular function: RNA 7-methylguanosine cap binding; translation initiation factor activity. The record is from RefSeq and is a predicted model, not a curated record. Bases 1 to 1089 code for a protein of 362 amino acids. Gene Ontology annotation, biological process: translational initiation.